AUGGAAACAAAUACCCGCUCUAUUUUUCAAUCAAAUAACUCACAUCGACAUCAACCACCCUCACCCAUAUCACCGGGACAACGUGCAAACGAUACCUAUUUUAAUCAAACUCCAGAAAAAGCAUUCUCCCCCCAAGCAUAUUCUUUUUCAUUAGCAAAUUCAACUAAUUCACCGAACUAUUCGUCCUUCACAUCCAAACAUUCAAACGCUUCUCAAAUUACAGAAACUCGAAUGCUAAAGCAAACGGAAGAACCUGUGGAGUUCUUUAAUUUUGAAAAGGUGGUCCAAGAGUAUGGAGAGCGACCAGAGCUUCUUGAGCUUAUAUUAUCUAGUAAAGUUGAAGAAGACAGGCGUCGAGCAGAAGAGGCCAAGCUCAGGCAAAAAGAAAUAGACUAUAUCCUGACACGCAAUAAAACCGAGAUCGAUGUUAAUCAGACCUCUGCUCCUGUACGCUCCUGGAGAGCUAGCACUGGUCAGACAACCACAUCAGUCGAUCAAAAUAACGAAACUGACUUCAAUUUGCUUGAAGCUCGUACAAACACCCCACCGUCAAUUGAAAUACUCGGAACAUCGGCCCCAGCGAGAAUACCAAGUGAAAAGGGCUCUGCAAAUGAACAACCUUCAAAUGGAGUUAAUAUUCCAUCCGCACAUUUGAGAGUCUCGUCCUACCAACCGUAUUCCGUUUACAACAAUUCCGCGGACUCGCAUCUCACCGAAUCAAACAUUAUCAGGAAAAGAAAUAGUUUCAACCAUCCUACACCCUAUCCUCUACACGGUGGCCGUGCUGCGGACCCUCCCACUCGUGAAAGUUGGCCAUUAAGUAGGAUUCAGCCUCGAGGCCCAGACUCUAAUACGUCACCCGCACGAAGAGACAGUACUCGUUCUAUCAACAACCUCUUGUCGACGUUCUCGAUAUCAAGCUCAAUUAUGCUUCCACCGAUUAGUGCGACUUCUCAUCAGCGUAUUUCCCAAAUUGUAUUUGACCCAACACAACAAGAACGGCAGAAUAAUUACAAUCUUACUACCGGGCCUGUACUUACUCCCUAUCAUGCCUCGCUUGCUAUAUCUGACCAAGAUAAGGUCUCUAGUUCAUCUAGCUCUUCAAAGAAUAAUCUCGAUUCAAGAUGUACAGAUAUCGAGGAAAGGAAUUCGACCGAGAAUAUCGAUUCAAAUGAAAAGACAAAUAACUAUGAAUGUCUUGAUUUUGGAAACGGUGAUUAUUUCUCGAGAUUAGAUUCAGAAACACAAUCCGGAAAUAUAGUCUUGCCAAAAAAAUCGAUAGAAAUUACGACGCCUGCAAAGAUUCCAAUACCUCCAACCCCUUAUCAAAUUAAUAUGGACCUUGUUAAUUCUGCUCGGCCUAAAAGAAGAAGGCGCGAGAUGCAAAACAUUUCUAUGAUUAUUGAGACGCGCGAGUUCCCGUACAACGAUGAGUACCUAUGGAAAAACAACGGAAAUACAGUUCAUCGAAAGUCAGGUCAUAAAAGUAUAUAUUAUAAAUGUUCGAACAGCAGCAAGGGCUGCUCUGUAAAUAAGACGGUGACAUUUAAAGAAGACGGCGAGUAUCUUAUCAAAUAUCGGGGUCAACAUCUAGUCGAAUAUAGCUCGAAAAAUUAUAAUAAAAUCCGAGUUUCUGAUGGUCAGUGCAGUGCUUUGACUUCUCAGGAUAUUUCACGAAUAGGAUGA
Messenger RNA from Phycomyces blakesleeanus NRRL 1555(-), 1686 nucleotides. Its product is annotated as DNA-binding WRKY transcription factor. The record is from RefSeq and is a predicted model, not a curated record. Gene Ontology annotation, molecular function: DNA-binding transcription factor activity; sequence-specific DNA binding. Gene Ontology annotation, biological process: regulation of DNA-templated transcription. Lineage: Eukaryota; Fungi; Mucoromycota; Mucoromycetes; Mucorales; Phycomycetaceae. Bases 1 to 1686 code for a protein of 561 amino acids. The transcript is spliced from 5 exons.